UGCUAUUGGCCCGCUGAGCUAAACGACAGAGGGGCCGGACCCGGCUGGGAGUGUGCAUGUGAGCAUCAGGGUGGGUGUCUGUUUACCAAACACUCAAAGGCCUCUGCUGUCGUAGGUGAUCUCUCCAUCUCACUUUGACUCCGCGUCAUCCCUGUCACGUUUCUGCGACUGACCGAGGGUGAAAAUUGAAGCCAGGGUUUUAAAAUAAUCGUCUGUUGAGGAGAAAGAAUGGAGGUGAUGCAGGUGGUGAGGGAGCAGAUCACCAGGACUCUGUCGAGUAAGCCGACCUCCUUGGAGCUCUUCAAGAACAAAGUUAACGCUCUCAACUACAGCGAGAUCCUCAAACUGCGGCAGACGGAACGACUGCACCAGGAAGAGACUCUGGCUCCACCUGUGCUUGAACUCAAAGAGCGGCUGAAGCCGGAGCUGCUCGAGUUGAUCCGGCAGCAGAGACUCAACAGGCUGUGUCAGGGCACGAUGUUCAGGAAGAUCAGCAGCCGACGCAGACAGGAUAAACUGUGGUACUGUCGCUUGUCGCCCAAUCACAAAAUGCUUCACUACGGCGAUGUGGAGGAAGACACGGAAAAUCCACCAAUAGAAACACUGCAGGAGAAGAUUCCAGUCGCAGAUAUCAAAGGCUUGCUGACGGGUAAAGACUGUCCUCACAUGAAGGAGAACAAAGGCAAACAGAAUAAGGAGGUCCUCGAUCUGGCAUUCAGCAUCACGUACGACGUAGAGGAGUACAGCCUGAACUUCAUCGCCCCGUCCAGAACCGACUUCUGCCUGUGGACGGACGGACUGAGCGUGCUCCUCGGCCGGGAGAUGAGCAGCGAAUCGAUGCGGAGUGAGCUGGAGAUCCUCCUGUCUAUGGAGAUUAAGCUCCGCCUCCUAGAUCUGGAGAACGUUCCCAUACCCGACAACGCUCCGGUCGUUCCCAAACCUCCGAGCAACUUCAACUUCUGCUACGACUUCAGCCAGACGGAACAAUGAGCGCGCACGUGUGAAUGUGUAAAUAUGUGUGUGUGAAACGAGACGUUUGUGUGGGCUGAGCUGUGCGUGCACGCGCUUAUCAUCUUAAUCACUGAUUUAUAACUUUGACGCUUGAGUUUUCUUAUGGAUAUUUUAAACAUCCAAGUGAAACGAGGAACAGAAGCAGGAAAAAGGUUGAGACUCCGUCAGUGUUUGUGUGAAUCGCAGUGUGAUGCACGUCUGUUCCUCCCUGCACUGAAACCUUCACACAGGUACUGAGGAAAAUGUAAUUCAAUACUUUUUAAUAUAACCACUCAAGUAAUGGUACUUUACACUUGUUUUACAAUCAUUUUAUAUUUUUGAAUUAUCUAAAUGUGUGUGAGGAAUACUCGCGUGGAAAGGCUGUGUUUUUUUUUUUUUUUUUUUUAAAGAGGGCAUUAACUACAACAUCGUGCUUUCUCACAACACGGUACGUCAUUUAUUCUCCAGCACAUCAAAGACAUACAGCAGGUGUUCGUAGCUUCAUGCACCUGCAGGCACUCGUCUUCAUAUGGAUUUCAGCAGAGAUGCAUUAAAUGAUUUUUAAUCUUUGUUGCAAACAGGCACAUGUCCCUCUGUCACAAUCACACGGUACCACAUGCAUUGGAUGACUUUUGGCUUUUUGGAUCAAAUUUCAUUGUAACUUUAAAACUGAUGCUUUUUGUCCGUUUUAUAAUGUGAGCACUCAGUGGCGCCACCUGGAGGAGCUACUGGGGAACUGACAGCUUUCAUUUUCAGUCUUUUCUGUAAGGGGAUUGAUUUCAUUUCAGCACAGCUGUCCUCCACACUGACACACUGACCUCUGGGAUAAUGUCCACGUUGAAUCAUGUGCUUUGAUUUAAUUCACAUGAAUAAAAAAAUUUGAUUUAUACAGCAAAAAAAACAAACUUUGGUUUAUUUAUAAAAGACACCUUUGCACACUUUGGUCUAUGAUGAGUACUCCCUCUGUCUCAGUGCUACAACAGCGCACACAGUGGGCUGGAGUGGAAAUGAAACUUGCUAGUUUUGGCAUGAUGCUCCCUUUCCAAGAACAUCUGACACUGUAUCAUAUUUAAAAUCAACUCUGGCAGUUUUUUGAAAAGCAAUUAGUGAUUAAAACCCUGAUUUGCUUUGUUUUAAUUUAAAAGAUGAAGUUGGGGAAAUGUUUUCACUCCACAGCUCUUUCCUGCUUUAGCAGCAUCAAAGUGUCCCAUCCUACAUCCUGCUUUUAACAACAUCACUGAGCAAACAAGCAAAGACUGCCAGCAUUAGAAACAAUAAAGGAAAUGGAGUGUCGCUGGCAUCAGUAGUCUACAACAAUCUCUAUAAUCAACAACUCAUGUUCUACGUCUGUGACAGCAAUAUUUCAUUUAAAAGCACCUCAAAGAAUUUAAAUAUAAAGAUCUCGUUCUUCAAACAGUAAAUACAUAUGAAAUACUGACUACUUUCUUCCUCCUGUGGUGCUCGUGUGUUGCCGUCUUCUCCUUCCUUUGAUGAAAUCUUUAAAAAUAACAUUUGGUCCAAACUGGUGAUUCCUACUCCACACAAAGGAGCAGAUAUUUACUCAAGAGAUGACAUAAUUAGGUCCUGCUGUAAACUUUAAAGUAUUUUUUCCUCUCUUGUACAAAAUAUUGACAUGUGCAAAAAGCUCAGCUGAGAGCAGACUAUGGUCAAAGUCCCAGCAGCC
Pelmatolapia mariae (spotted tilapia) is the source of this 2674-nucleotide messenger RNA. RefSeq names its product engulfment and cell motility 3 (gene elmo3). The transcript is spliced from 7 exons. The record is from RefSeq and is a predicted model, not a curated record. Lineage: Eukaryota; Metazoa; Chordata; Actinopteri; Cichliformes; Cichlidae. The coding region runs from base 229 to 990 and encodes 253 amino acids. Gene Ontology annotation, biological process: actin filament organization; cell motility.